Molecule: messenger RNA, 456 nt
Organism: Hydatigera taeniaeformis
Lineage: Eukaryota; Metazoa; Platyhelminthes; Cestoda; Cyclophyllidea; Taeniidae
Source: the annotation of a GenBank genome assembly
AUGGAAGCGGAAGUUUCCAACCUUCCUCCCAUUACACUAAGCAAUUCACUUAAAAACGCUAAGGAAGAGAGUAAUCAAAACGGUGGCGCUGACGUGCCAACUCUACCGAAACUCGACAUGGAGUUAGUCGCUACCCUUGGUGCUCAGCGACCCCCGGAGUCGUUCUUUAACACCAAGCCUGCCAUCUUACCACCUGUUCAAUCGCUGCUGGAGGUACUUUGGGCAGCACCGUUGCCACCAUCACUACAACACAGCGGCUGUCACGAUGAAGAUGCUAGAAAAUGCGAGAUUCUAGCCAAUGCAACACUUGACUGGCGCAACUGCGUGGCGCGGUCUUCUACCUUGUCGAUGAGGCUCUGCGAGGCUCUUCGGUUGGUCCUUGAACCCACUCGAGCUUCCCGCAUGAAAGGUGAUUUUCGCACUGGGAAGCGACUCAACAUGCGCAAGGUUGGUUAA